CCAAUGUCGUAUCGUGCAUCGGGUCCGCUGCAUGAUUCACCUUCCCCUGGUCCAGGCGGAGAAAGACCGGAGAGGAGUCGAAACGCGAAGGCUCAGGCCAAACAUCGCGCGAAGCGGGCUGCUUAUGUCAAGGGACUUGAGGAUGACAAUCUCCGUCUCAAGGCUCAGCUCGAGGCGGUGAUGUCCCAACGUGGCUUAUCUGCCAUGGCGGGAACAUCGCACGGUGCCAUAGGUAGCGAGCCGGAGAGUCGGCGUCUGCAGGAGGCCGAGCUCGAGCUCGCUCGGCUUCGUUCUGAGAACGUUUCCCUGCGUGCUCAGCUUGAGAGGACGGGCGUCAGCGUUCCACAGCACUUGGACUUGUAUGGUGGAGGCAUUGACCGCCCGCACAGUGCCUCCUACCCACAACGUCCUGCUGUGGAUAUGCAUGGGGCCUACCCGCCUCCGCGGUCUGGCUCCACCUCGUCUAAUAGCGAGUCCUCAAUAUCUCCUGCCGUACAGCAGCCCGUUCCUCCAAUGCUUCCACGCUCGCACCAGGGUGGUGCCGUGCAGCCGUCUCAGGAGUCUAUGGGCCCCAUUCCGAGAGUUUCUUCCCCCGCAGCCGUCCCAGGAGGACUUACAACAAACAAUCUAUCCGCCAGUUCAAUACGAUCACCUUACUCCCAGCCUCCACUCCCACCCGGCCAACACAAUGCCCAGCACGCUACCUCCAAUACGCGCGAUUCAAUGACCUAUCAAAACUAUCUCUCUUCUGGAGCUUAUGCUUCUACCACUUCUAGAGGUCAAUCGUUCAUGCCACAGGAUGGUUACAUGGGACAAUCGUCAUCAUACCCCGGGUCUUACGAUCAGCAAACGCAGGCCCAACCCUGGGCUACUUCAUACAACGUUCCGGGGGGCUCCACCACCACAACGCCCAACGCGUCCACCUAUCAGUUUCAGAACGCUUUUGCUCAUCCCCCGCCACCGCAGCAGCAGCAACAAAACACUCGGCAGCCACCUGCAGGAGGUGGAGGUGGCAUGGUGAAGUGGGAAGCCGAAAUGUAAUUCCAAUGUACCUAUGGUCUAUCUCUAGCCCUUGUUUCUCUGUUCUGCCUUGCCCUUCCUUGUUUCCCUCAUCACCAACGUUUCCACAACAUCCAGUGUCCUCCCGCUGUAUCGAUGAGAUUGUUUUCCAUUUAGACCUUAAAGGUGGAUAAUGUGAAACAAGGUGAUUAAUUUCCC
Messenger RNA from Dacryopinax primogenitus, 1218 nucleotides. RefSeq lists its product as uncharacterized. Lineage: Eukaryota; Fungi; Basidiomycota; Dacrymycetes; Dacrymycetales; Dacrymycetaceae. The coding region runs from base 4 to 1041 and encodes 345 amino acids. The transcript is spliced from 5 exons. The record is from RefSeq and is a predicted model, not a curated record.